GCCAAAUUUAUUUAUAUGCAUGUUAUUUGAAUAAUCGACAAGUAUAUUAGACAUACUGACUUAGAAGAGAAUCGAACCGGGUGCACCUGAAAGUUAACAAACAAAAUGGCGGUACAAACGAACAAGACGACCCUCAAUAAAUAUCUGGAGCUGGAGCAACCUGAUGGAAAAGUCAUGGCGGAAUAUCUGUGGAUAGAUGGAUCAGGAGAGGGCAUCAGAAGUAAAUGCCGAACUCUGAACUUCAUUCCUAAAUCACCUAAAGAUUGUCCCAUAUGGAAUUUUGAUGGUUCAAGCACAGCCCAAGCCGAGGGGUCGAACUCAGAUAUGUACCUUCACCCUUGUGCUAUAUUCCGAGACCCCUUCCGUGGUGGUGAGAAUAGACUGAUCCUAUGUGAUGUAUAUAAAUACAACAACAAACCUGCUGAAACCAACAAGAGACAUACGUGUGCCGAUGUAAUGGAAAAGGCCAAGGAACAUAAACCUUGGUUCGGAAUCGAACAGGAAUACAGUCUUUUAGAUUACGAUUCUUAUCCACUUGGGUGGCCCAAGAACGGUUACCCUGGCCCACAAGGUCCUUAUUACUGUGGUGUUGGUGCGAAUAGAGUACAUGGUAGAGAUAUUGUAGAGGCCCACUACAGAGCUUGUUUAUAUGCUGGUGUAGAUAUUUGUGGUUGUAAUGCUGAGGUCAUGCCCGCUCAGUGGGAGUUCCAAGUUGGACCCACCGAGGGUAUCGCUAUGGGUGAUCAUUUGUGGGUAGCAAGAUAUAUUUUACAUCGGGUAGCUGAAGAUUUCGGGGUAGUCGUGACCCUUGACCCUAAACCAAUGACCGGUGAUUGGAACGGAGCUGGUGCUCAUACUAACUACAGCACUAAAGCCAUGAGAGAGACGGGUGGUUUGGCUGUCAUCGAAGAAGCCAUAGAAAAACUCUCAAAGCAUCAUGUCCGCCAUAUCAAAGCCUACGACCCCAACGAGGGCAAAGACAACGAACGUCGACUGACAGGACUUCACGAAACGUCCUCCAUCCACGAUUUCUCAGCCGGUGUGGCCAAUCGAGGAGCGAGUAUCAGAAUUCCCCGCCAGGUGGCAGAAGAUGGCUAUGGAUAUUUAGAAGACAGACGACCAUCUUCUAACUGUGACCCCUACGCCGUCACAGAGGUCAUUAUCAGGACAACCAUCUUGGAGUGAAAAUUGCAAUCGCUGUGAAAUAGUGAAGACAAGACUUUUUGCAACAAAUUCUGCCAAAAUAUUAGCAUCAUUAACAUUAAAACUAUGUUUCUUACGUAUAUUUUGGUGGUGUAAGUUGCUAAUGCACAUAAGAUCAAUAUUUUAAUAUGUAGAUUUUAGUUGACUGUUUUGAAUCUCAGGUCUACUAUGUAGACUGUUAUGCGCAUGUACUUGACCUUUGAACUUUGACCCCAUCAUCCUCAUUGACCUUUCAAUCUGUCAUUUUUGUUGUACGUGUUGUAGUGCUUAAGUUUGUGGCGUCAUGUUUUGAUUCAAUAUCUUUGUAUGUACAGGUUUAUUGGUGCGUCUUGUGUAACCAUGCGUCUUCUAUAUGCAAUUAUACGUUUAAUAUAUCGAAGAUAACUGCAAACAAAAAUAAAGCGCACAAAGGCCUUAUUCUUUUUAUCGUUUAGCUUUAGUUUUCUUACAAGUGGCAAGGGUUUUUAAUAUUCAGGGAUAAUGUAAAAAUGAGGACAUAUUAACCAGUCAUGUAUGACCACAGUAUGGGCAAAUUUGGUGGUCUUAGACUUUGAGUAGAUGUUUUAAUUUUUAACAAUAUUAUAUUUAUACGUAACUUUGUACAUUGAGAAAUUUUAUUUAAAGUUAACUUUAUAAAAACUUGUUAUGUUUUUUCUCUCCAAAAAAUUUUUCUGUGUGGACCAAGUAAUCUGGUGAUAACCCCAAAGUAAAUAUUGGCUAUAAAGAUCAAUAGGGGGUCACUUCCCUUGAAAUCAGCCUUGUGUCCAGUUGCCUAAAGUACUGUUCACAUAUUGGUUACGUACACCACGAUUCAGAGUAACAAAAAAGCGGCUUGUCCAGUAGAUAAAAUCAUAAACAUUUUGUAACGUUGCAACAGAGACUCAUUCAGUAGAUAAAACCAUGAAAACGCUUUGUAAUGUGACAUAGGCAGUCGUACAUAGUGGGAGAACCCUAAAGGCAUAAUUUUUACAUAAUGUUUAACACGUCAAGGUAAAAAAGAUUGUAUCAAGGACGUUUAUAUAACUACAAAAUGUACUUUACCUUCAAACGGAAAUUUAAAAAAAAAUUUUAACAAUUAGUAGUGUUUGAUCUCUUGUGAUAUUUUGAAAUAGUGGGUAUAGCUAAAUUAAAGGUCAUUGUUCGCCAUA
Molecule: messenger RNA, 2351 nt
Organism: Lottia gigantea (owl limpet)
Lineage: Eukaryota; Metazoa; Mollusca; Gastropoda; Lottiidae
Exons: 7
Coding region: 106-1185 (359 amino acids)
Cellular component (GO): cytoplasm
Molecular function (GO): glutamine synthetase activity
Source: RefSeq, a predicted model, not a curated record